AUGCUAAACUUAGAUUCAACUCAAGAAUUGACCUACGAAUAAUAACAUGAAUUAUACAAUUAGCAAAUUGCUGAUAAUAAAUAGAUGUCAAGUGCAUUGGCUUAUUUGCUAAUGGAUUUGUGUGAGGAAGGUGACAAUGAUGCUAAUAACAUUUAAGAACUUGAAUCUUUUAAUAGUCCUAAAGUUCCAUCAAUUUCUAUUUAUGAUUACAUCUGCAGAAUCUUAAAGCAAGCUUAAUGUUCUUAAGAGUGCUUAAUCAUGGGUUUAAUAUUCAUGGAUAAAUUAUCUAAGAAGUGGGGAAGAAUUAUUGUCAAAUCCAUUAAUGUCCAUAGAUUGUAUGUGGUAGCAGUCAUGUUAUCAGCCAAAUUUUAUGAUGACCGAUUCUUUCAAAAUUCCUAUUAUGCCAAAGUCGCUGGGAUUACACAUGAAGAAUUCAACCAUUUGGAAAGAGUCUUGGUUUUCUUAUUGGACUUUAAGUUAAUUAUAGAUCCGCUACUCUUCUUUACAUAUCGAUAAAGGAUUAUGACUAAUUACUUUGACAACCAAGAAUGA
This is a messenger RNA of Paramecium tetraurelia, 552 nucleotides long. RefSeq lists its product as uncharacterized. NCBI's taxonomy places the organism in Eukaryota, Ciliophora, Oligohymenophorea, Peniculida, Parameciidae. The transcript is spliced from 2 exons. Gene Ontology annotation, molecular function: protein kinase binding. The record is from RefSeq and is a predicted model, not a curated record. Gene Ontology annotation, biological process: regulation of cyclin-dependent protein serine/threonine kinase activity.